UUGUUUCAAAACAUAGCGAUUCAUGAUCCAUAUCGUCAAUCUAGACUGGGAAUCGGUCAGGACCAAAACAGUUCUUGGAAGGUGACAUUGCAAACUCAGAGUAGAACUAACGUGACAGCAAAGUCUCAACAAAGUGGUACUGAGUUACCUAAACCACGGGUUCUCUUGGCUGCAAGUGGAUGUGCAGUUGCAAUCCAAUUUUUAAUUCUUUGUCACUCUUUUUGUGAUUGGGCUGAAGUCAGGGCCGUGACUACCAAGCAUGCUAUGCGCUUCAUUGACAGAGCACGGAUUCCUAGUCAUGUAGCUCUCUAUACAGAUGACGAGGAAUGGAAAGAGUGGAAUAAGCUAGGGGACAAAGUGUGUCACAUUGAGCUUCGCCAGUGGGCAGAUGCUAUGGUUAUUGCUCCAUUGUCGGCCAACACACUUGGCAAGAUCGCGAUGGGGCUCUGUGAUAACUUGCUGACUAGUGUGGUGAGUGGAUGGGACUACAACAAGAAGCCUCUCUUUGUGGCUCCCGCCAUGAACAGCCUAAUGUGGGGCAAUCGUUUCACUGCAUGCCAUAUUGACUCGAUAACCAUGCUCGGAAUCAAGGUUAUCAAGCCUGUUUCAAACAGUUUUAUGAUGGCGGAACCUUGCAACAUCAGUAAUGAGGUGUUUCUUACCCUUAAUACUAAAGUUGACAAUGUCGAUGGUUAGUCUUCAUUUCACUUUUGAGACGUACUUCUAUGUGCUCUUUAUCAUUGUAACAAUUUUGGCUACUUGAUGCUUCUUUCUCUCUACCAUCGUAACAAUUUUGCUACUUUGAUGCUCUCUCUGAAUUGCUGGUCUCAUUUUCACUUUCUGAACUUCAUUGUGCUGUUUAGAAAUGUUACAUUCUUUUGUUUA
Messenger RNA from Amborella trichopoda, 885 nucleotides. The record is from RefSeq and is a predicted model, not a curated record. Lineage: Eukaryota; Viridiplantae; Streptophyta; Magnoliopsida; Amborellales; Amborellaceae.